This is a messenger RNA of Mangifera indica (mango), 1927 nucleotides long. RefSeq lists its product as uncharacterized. The transcript has 2 exons. Lineage: Eukaryota; Viridiplantae; Streptophyta; Magnoliopsida; Sapindales; Anacardiaceae. Bases 293 to 1039 code for a protein of 248 amino acids. The record is from RefSeq and is a predicted model, not a curated record.
GGAUUUCUGGUGCACUCCUGCUGAACUCUCUCUCUAUCGUCCACAGAUUAGGGUAUAGGUCCGGAGUCCACUCGCCAAUAUUUACUAGACGCACUAAUUUUAGCAUAUUCCAUAGAGAAUACGUUACUCAGCGGGUCACUUUCGUUGAUAAACCAAGAGUCAAUAUUUAUCAAUUAAAAUAUUCGAUCUCCCUUCUGCGCAGUCACAGCCCCUCGUUGCUCUCAUUGAUCUUUUUUGGUAAGUUCGUUGUUCUCAUUGUUGCUUUUCUCUGAAAUGCUUACUGAACUCUCUCAUGGACUCUGUUAUAAUAAAGCCAACAUUUAGCUCUCUCUCUUUCAAUUCCAUGAGCAUCAAAACCAAAACUUUCUACCCAGUACACUCUUCCUUCGUUAAAUUCAGUCAGUUUAGUAAGUUCAAAACCUCUUCAGUCAUCUCUUUUUCUUUCAAAAACACUUCAAAUUCCGAAAACCCUGGACCAAAAUCUAAUAAAAAUAACAGUAUGAAUUUCCCUUUAAGCCUUUUAUGUAUUUUCUUUCCGAUUUUAGAGUCUAUCAAAGGUUUAGCCUCUUCACAUACUCAGAAAUGGGUUUCACGUCUGCUAGCAUAUAACAAUGAGUUAGAAAGCAUCUUAGAUUUACCCAAGAGUAACCAUUACUUAAAAAACGGGGCGUUUGGGGUCGCUUUAUUAAGCGUGACUUCGACUGCAAAAGUCAAAAUCAGUCCUUUUGUGACCACAUUGGCUGCGAAUCCCACAUUUGUAUCUGGUUUGUUUGCCUGGAUUGUAGCACAAUCCGCAAAGAUGGCUUUGAAUUUCUUUGUGGAGAGAAAAUUGGAUUUUAGAUUCCUAUUUGCCUCUGGUGGAAUGCCCUCUUCUCACUCCGCUUUAUGUACGGCUUUGACGACGUCAGUGGCGCUUUGUCAUGGAGCGGCAGAUUGCUUAUUUCCUGUUUGCUUGGGGUUUAGUUCCAUUGUUAUGUAUGAUGCCAUUGGUGUUCGACGCCAUGCUGGGAUGCAAGCUGAGCAUACCUCUCUGAGCUAAAAGGAAAGAUAUCCUUACUACCCAGGGACCUACAUUCCUAUAAUAUAUCUAGAAGUCUGAGGCCCAUUUUUUGGUGGGGCUUAUACUGGAUUUAUAUUUAUCACAUAUUUGAGUGGAGUCCCCAUUCUUGCCUGGUGGAGAAUUGAUGCAACCUUUUGGCGUCCUAAAGCUCUCCUAGAAGUUGGGAACUGUCCUAUUGGAACUAACUUGGGUUGGAAAAGCUACUGGAAAUGCUUUGGUUUGUCCUAUUUUCAUCCUCCUAGGUCUUUGGUUUUGGUCUUAUUUUUGUUGGUUUCAACUAUUUUGUUUUGGUGUUUCAUUUAGGCUGGGGAAAUGAGUGAGAUUGCCAAAACACUAUAGACUGUGGCUGCCUUUUUUGCGUUUUGGUUGUUUGUAACUAGAAACACCUUAUCUUACUGUCUCCUGUCAUGCUGUCUGGAAAAUACCUAUGUGAAUGGGUUUUCAAAUUGUUAAAUAGGGUACUACAGAAAUGAUUUGUGGGAAAAUUUUACAGUUAAGUUCAUAUGGUUUCCACUGAAAUCCCCUCAUCACACAAAUUUGUUAAGGUGAGUUCACUCUCGUUAAUUUUUUGUGUGUUAAUGUUUGAUAAAUUAUUGAAGUUUUUUAGUUUCUGUUUGGUUACAUAAAGCUCGGGAGCUUAGCAAUUCAGUAGCUUAGGCUCACCCACAUGAGAGUUCUCUAUUAGAUGUUGUCCACUAAAGAAGUGACUCGCGAAAUCUUAUAAUUUAUUGUCUUUUAUUUAUGCUUUUUGACAUAGGUUCUUAAUAUGAUCGUUGAGGACUUGUUUCAAGGUCAUCCCAUCAGUCAAAGAAAGCUCAAAGAGCUUCUAGGCCAUACUCCAUUACAGGUCUUUACUGGAGCUGUGGU